AUGUCACACCAGCAAGAAGCAACAUCCGGAAAAAAGGCACAGGAUGAGCAUAUCGAGUCAAUCGAAUCACCGCCCCGUCAGGAGCAGGGGCAACUAAACGAUGCCACCCAAGACAAAGCUCUGGACCUUAUCAUAGAUGCGGGACAGUCUGCCAUUCUCACCCCCGAGAACAACGCGCGAGUUCUUCGGAAGAUUGACCUUCGGUUGCUGCCAAUUCUUCUGGGAAUCUACUUUCUACAACAAGUCGACAAAUCCACUCUCGCCUACGCGUCAGUCUUUGGUCUGGUCGAGAAAGCCCACCUCCAUGGGCAGGAAUACUCUUGGUUGGGGGCAGUCAUCUAUCUGGUGCAGCUUGUUGCACAGCCCUUCGUUGCCUAUAUCUUGGUCAAAGUGCCAUUGGGGAAGUUUCUGGCAUGCACAACCCUUUGCUGGGGCAUAGCUCUGACAUGCAUGACCCCGGCAAAUAGCUUUGCGGGGUUGUUGGUCUGUCGGAUGUUUUUGGGUCUCUUUGAAGCUGGUAUACCACCUGCUUUUAUUGCAAUCACUCAAAUGUGGUACCGGCGACGGGAGCAACCCAUUCGGCUUGGUUCAUGGUAUGCUAUGAACGGUGUGGUGAACAUGUUUGGAAGCUUGAUAACAUAUGGUCUUGGCCACAUUGGCUCUUCAGUUUUUGAGCCCUAUCAGGCUGAAAAGAUCAUCUUCUUAUUUUUUGGGCUCAUCACUAUUGUUUUCUCCGUCGCUAUCUUGUUUCUCAUGCCGGACUCACCGACACAAGCCAAGUUCCUUGCGGAGGAUAAUAAGCUCUUGGCUAUUGAAAGACUUCUUAUGAACCAGCAAGGUAUCGAAACCCACGAGUGGAAAUGGGACCAUAUCAAAGAGGCAUGUCUUGACAUCAAGUCAUUUUUCUGGUUUGCCCUGAUGUUUUUGAUCUCCAUCCCUAGCGGUGGCAUUUCGACAUUUGGACCGUUGAUUAUCGAAGCGUUUGGGUUCAACCAGUUCGAUACAAUCCUCUUCAACAUACCUUUCGGUGCGGUACAGCUCAUCGCAACCAUGGGAGGAGCGUGGCUGGCGACUACGUUGAAGAUGAAGGGGCCUGUCAUAGCCCUUCUAUGCUUGCCUGCUAUUGCGGGCUGUCUGAUGUUGCUAGAGAUUCCGCACAAUGGCCACCAUAACGGGGCAUUGCUUGCAGGAUAUUAUGUUGUCUCUGUAUACCCUGGAAUCACACCCCUGAUCUACUCAUGGUCCGCAGGUAACACAGCAGGCGAGACCAAGAAGAAGAUUGUGAACGGCGUCUUAAUCAUCGGUCAAUGUGCUGGUAACGUCCUCGGCUCAAACCUAUACACCACCAACGAAGCACCAUUGUAUAGACGUGGUCUACUAUCCAACCUCGCAAUGUUCUGCGUCCUCAUCCUGCUCUGCCUAUUAAACAUGACAUACCUCUUCCUCCUCAACAAGAGGCACGAAAAGCAACGAGUAAGUAUGGGAAAGCAGGCAAAGAUCGUCGAUCAAUCCAUGCAAGUCAUUGGUGCUGUCCCAGUCGACAAGACCGAAUCUCCUCAGCAGGCACUAGGCGAGGACAAUGCGUUCAAGGACCUUACGGACUGGAAGAACGAAGACUUUGUCUAUGUAUACUAAGGAAGUCACUCUAAGAAGGUCACUCCAGACUUUUCAAAGUAUGUAGUAGUGGGGAUAGGUGGUUUGUAUAGCGUUUAGUCUUUUGAAGCGAAUCUACUAUCAUUAAAAUGUCCUUAAAACUCAUUCAAAAGGACUAUUCACUGUUCCUUUUGCGUGACUUAAACAAGAAGCAGAGGUAAGGUGGUCGAGUGGUUAAGACGUGAGACUUGAUUCCAACUGGGUGUUAUCUUAUCCCUUCGGGGGUAUAUUUUGAAUAUAUGGGGUGGGUGUAUAGAAUUCUUAGUAUAGUAGUAGUUAAAAAAAAAGAGGAGGAAAAGAAAGACGAAUAAAAUCCAUGAACCGGCCGUGUUGAAAAGAAGCUGAAUUGCUCGCAUCUGUCAAAUACAGAUGGGCUGUCUAUAAACCAUGCGAGACGAGUACAAAAUCUGAUAAUGAUGAUGAAGAAGUCUAAAGCGGAACUUUUCCUCCAGUGUGGGUGUGUGUGCCCUGUUGAAAUUGA
This is a messenger RNA of Aspergillus sclerotioniger CBS 115572, 2134 nucleotides long. Its product is annotated as putative MFS transporter. The coding region runs from base 1 to 1635 and encodes 544 amino acids. Gene Ontology annotation, biological process: transmembrane transport. Gene Ontology annotation, cellular component: membrane. NCBI's taxonomy places the organism in Eukaryota, Fungi, Ascomycota, Eurotiomycetes, Eurotiales, Aspergillaceae. The record is from RefSeq and is a predicted model, not a curated record. Gene Ontology annotation, molecular function: transmembrane transporter activity. The transcript has 12 exons.